UACAAAAAUAUUGUAGUUUACCUUUCACUUCCGGUUCCGGUUUAGACGCCUAUGAAGCGCGCUAUCUCCUUCGCUACAGGUUACGAGAUUUGAUACGUUUACGUUCCAGCAUGUCUCACAACUACUCCUACAGACGACCACCACCAGCUAAAGAUCUAAGAGCCAGGGCUUUCGACUCUCCAGAUCACCUGCACCCUGGAGACCACGGUCACAAUGUUUACAGAUCGUCCCAGGAGCCACCGUCUCAUUCCACAAUACCAUCCUACCCAUCCUCCUCAUCCAGAGCCUCUGCUGCCACCGAGUCCCCUUACUCCUUCUCACUAAGCCAGUCAGACCCUUACUCCUCCCUAAGCCGGUCAGACCCUUACUCUUCCUCUCUGAGCCGGUCAGACCAAACUCUGACCCUCCUGAGCAGCUGUGGGCUCGAGCCCAAAGAUUUGUCUCUACUAGCCGAGAUGCCUGAGGAGCUCAUCACUGUGGAGAACCUACCACGUCUGCUCCUGGAGAUCAGAAAGAAGAGGGCGACACAGCAGCCACCAUAUCCAGCCAUGACCUCUUACCCCCCUGCUGCCACAUCUCGCCCCCCCACUGCUACCCCUCCUCCAGGCCGUGCGUGGGAGCAGGGUGACCGGAGUCAUUCUCAGACAUUAGACUACCCAUUGGACCCCCACCCCGCUCUUCCCCCUUCCCAACUCCUUCCCACAGAACAGGCUGAGCCCUGGCAACUAGAUCGUCAUGGCAACCCGAUGCAGUACACACGCUCUCGCCUAGAACCUGUGCCUGUCCGAGUUGUGGACUACCACUAUGGUAAAGAAACUCCCAGAAGUUACCAAACUCCUAGGUCCACUUACAGCACGGCCCAAGGAGGAAGCAGCAACAGCUGGAAACCCCCCAACUCAUCCCAACCAGCAGUAGAUUACAGGUACCCACCAGCUACAAACUACAGACCACGCCCAGACCAAGAUGUCCCAGUUGUCGCAAUCAAGAUGGCCACCUCUGGCAAAACUCCCACCAAGAAGGCUGCUCUUGACUUCCACGGAGAUAUCCCCCAAACGUUUCCUUAUUCGUGCUCUCUCUGCGAUAUUACUGUGCUCUCUGAAAAGUGCUGGUUCACACACGUCAAUGGAACUCAACAUGCAGACGGACAGCUCACACUUCUUCAAAUGUAUCCUGAAUGGGAUUGCCGGAUGCAGACCGCCAGAAGUGGUGACGACCACACAGAGAGACCAAGGGUUGACGAGAAGACUGGUGGACCUUCCCAUAGGUCUAUUAACUACUUAGGUAAACCGUCAAGUAGCGGCUCUAGAAAAAACAUAGACACUACGACAAAGGUUACAAAGGGGAGUGGCAAAGUGGUUUGUGCCAAAUUUACCGCCCGGUGUCUCAACGAAGAUGGUUUGAAGGACCUGAUUAAACCAUUUGGGGAAGUAGUGAAAGUCAUCAUGUUUCCUGCUUUGGCGUUUGUGGAGUUGGGCUCAACGGACCAGGCCGCCGAUAUUGUGACAUACUACCUCAGUAACCCGGUGAUGGUGAAAGGAGGACAAGUCACCUUCUCUGUCUCGUCAACAUUUAAUUUCCUACAGAGUUCCCGGGUGUUGAGUUUUUCCCCUGUGCCUCCUGGUAAAGAGUCUGCCGCGUGGAAAAGAGAGUUACUGGCUGUAGCUGAAGGAUUUGGACCUGUGGAGCACUCUCUAUUCUUACCUACGCAGGCAUUUGUGGAAAUGUCUAAUGCACUGGAUGCACAGAAGCUUGUACGACACCAUACGUCCAAACACCUGAAAAUAGAUGAGAUACAUAUUAAAGUGGCCUUCUCAUCAGAGUAUAAUACACUUCGGACCAUGUCUGAGAGGAAGUCUUCAGACAGAAAGUCUUCAGACAGGAGCAGGAAGUCUGAAGACAGAUCUAAGAGAAAGAGAACCCCAAGCCCCAGAAGGUGGUCCCUAAGCCCCAGGAGAGAUUCCCCAAUCUCCUCAAAGAGGAGGAGGAGUAGAGAGAGGGAUAGCGACCGUCACAAAGAACGAGUGAAAUCAAAUUGUGGGGGUAAAAGCAGGCCAAGGUCCCCCAGCAAACAGAGCUCCAAUCGGUCCUCCAGAAGCCCCCGCAGGCCAAGGUCCCCCAGCAAACAGAGCUCCAGUCGGUCCUCCAGAAGCCCCCGCAGGCCAAGGUCCCCCAGCAAACAGAGCUCCAGUCGGUCCUCCAGAAGCCCUCGCUCCCAUACUAAAGAGCGGGUGUCCAGUGAGAAGGUAUCCCCCAUUUCCACAUCCACUUGCUCACAACCUCCCACCAAGAAUAAGACCCCAUCCCAGUCCUCCACUGUGAUGGAGAAGUCCGAAAAGGCUGUCGACACGAUUGACCAGAGCAAGCAAGAAACUGAGACGCAGGACAGCCACGAGGAUGGAGCCAUGGAAGCCUGUGAUAUGGACAGUGACAUCGAGGGGAUGGCCGUGUAUGGGGAGGAUGGGGAGGAGAACUCUGACAUGGGAGAGGAGGGAGGGGAGGGAGAGGAAGAGGAACCGCAGGAGAGUGCUGAGGACUUGAUCCAGGAGUUUAAAGACCUAUGUGAGCCCAGGCAGAAAGCAACCUCUGAGACUGUAGAUGAUGCUCCUACAGAAGAGCUCUCAGCUACCGGGUCAGAACAGGGGAAAGAGCUCUCAGCUGCCGAGUCAGAACAGGGGAAAGAGCUCUCAGCUGCCGGGUCAGAACAGGGGAAAGAGCUCUCAGCUGCUGAGUCAGAACAGGGGAAAAAGCUCUCAGCUGCCGGGUCAGAACAGGGGAAAGGGCUCUCAGCUGCCGGGUCAGAACAGGGGAAAGAGCUCUCUGCUACCGGGUCAGAACAGGGGAAAGAGCUCUCUGCUACCGGGUCAGAACAGGGGAAAGAGCUCUCUGCUACCGGGUCAGAACAGGGGAAAGAGCUCUCAGCUACCGGGUCAGAACAGGGGAAAGAGCUCUCUGCUACCGGGUCAGAACAGGGGAAAGAGCUCUCUGCUACCGGGUCAGAACAGGGGAAAGAGCUCUCAGCUACCGGGUCAGAACAGGGGAAAGAGCUCUCAGCUGCCGGGUCAGAACAGGGGAAAGAGCUCUCUGCUACCGGGUCAGAACAGGGGAAAGAGCUCUCAGCUGCCGGGUCAGAACAGGGGAAAGAGCUCUCUGCUACCGGGUCAGAACAGGGGAAAGAGCUCUCAGCUGCCGGGUCAGAACAGGGGAAAGAGCUCUCAGCUGCCGGGUCAGAACAGGGGAAAGAGCUCUCAGCUACCGGGUCAGAACAGGGGAAAGAGCUCUCAGCUGCCGGGUCAGAACAGGGGAAAGAGCUCUCAGCUACCGGGUCAGAACAGGGGAAAGAGAGAGAUGGUGAAGACCAGAAAGGAGAUAUUUCAUACGUUGAUGAGCCUGAUUUCCCAGAGGACCUUGAGAAUCUUAUCACGUUGGAUGAGCUGGAGGAGGAUUCCUCAGGCGAUAACCAAGAUAACCAAUCAAUAGAUGAGACCAAGAGCAGAUCUAAGAGCAAGCCCUCAGGACGUGAUCAGACACCUGGUAGAGUGAUCUACGUCAAAAACCUUCCCAGAGGCUUCUAUACAGAUAGUGACUUCCUGAAGAUUGUUAAAGGCUUUGGGAGAGUGCACCGCUAUUUCCUCCUUCGCAAUGGUGAAGAGGGCUUCAUUGAGAUGGAGAGGUCUUCUGAUGCGACAAAGGCUUUAAGAGAGCUGCGUUAUAACGGCUGUAAAUUAUACGGCCAGAAGUUGAUCAUCCUGCGGUCUCAGAAAUACAAAAGACUAACAACAGGGUGGAAACCUGAAUCUGAUUCUAAAAGUGAUCGAAAGAAAGAUCACAGGAGUACUAGAAGCAGUAGCAGAAUAAGGAGUGGACGGACCCGCAGUCACUCAAAGUCAGCGGCUAAGGAAGAGGAGACAAAAGAGAAGGAAGAGGAGACAAAAGAGAAGGAAGAGGAGACAAAAGAGAAGACAUCACGACAAGUACGCUCCGAGCCAGCCCAACACUGUGACAAGGAGGACAGAGGAGUGUCUGAAGGGAAUAUUGACAAAUCCUCCAACAGUGAAGACCAAAAGGAUGCCCCUGCUGCUGAGGAAGAGAAGCAGGCCUGUAGCAAUGAGGAUAAUGUGGAAACCAAGAUGGAGGAUGAUGUGGAAAAGGGACCAGAUUCCAUGAAGACUGGUAUGGAGUCAUCGUUCCAGGCCAACAACCCAGUGGGAAGAGAAUUCAUUAAACCUGUCAUGGGCUACUUCUGCGACCUGUGUCAAGUCAUCUAUGUCAAUGAGGACGAAGCAAAGAACCAACACUGCAGCAGCCUCGGUCACUAUCUGAAGUUUAUGGAACAUUCAGGUAAAGACACAGCCUCUAGCUAAAAGAUGUCCAUCUCUGGAGGAAGUUGACAAGAUGACAGUUUUAGGCCCAAUUUGACGGGAAGUGUACAAGUGCACACUUCCGGAGGAGGGUGGAGAAUCUGGAUUUUUCUUUAUAUUGCACUCAAGAAGAACGGCGCAGGUUUACCUAAUCCACGAGAGGCUCUUUGUGAAACUCAUCCUAGAACAAUAAAUGAGAUUGCAGAUUACGUUAAUCUGUAUUGCUUUAUAUGAACAAAUGUUCAGCACCAACCUACAUAUAUUGUUAUGUUUGUGUUUAUAAUAGCUCAGAUCUACUUUCUGUAACGUGAAUUGUUUGUUCAGUUUUCCUAUGUUAUUUGUUUUCAAGAUUUGUUUGAAAUUGAAAUUCAUUCUAAAAGAUUGUUAAUAAACAUGCUUAAUUAUUAA
This is a messenger RNA of Salmo salar (Atlantic salmon), 4766 nucleotides long. RefSeq lists its product as uncharacterized. Gene Ontology annotation, biological process: regulation of cell cycle; regulation of RNA splicing. The record is from RefSeq and is a predicted model, not a curated record. NCBI's taxonomy places the organism in Eukaryota, Metazoa, Chordata, Actinopteri, Salmoniformes, Salmonidae. Gene Ontology annotation, molecular function: RNA binding; zinc ion binding.